This is a messenger RNA of Saxophila tyrrhenica, 183 nucleotides long. RefSeq lists its product as uncharacterized. The record is from RefSeq and is a predicted model, not a curated record. The transcript has a single exon. Bases 1 to 183 code for a protein of 60 amino acids. Gene Ontology annotation, molecular function: oxidoreductase activity. NCBI's taxonomy places the organism in Eukaryota, Fungi, Ascomycota, Dothideomycetes, Mycosphaerellales, Extremaceae.
AUGGCUUCCUUCGAGACAAGAUUGUUCAUUAACAACGAAUAUGUCGACGCAAAGAGUGGAGAGCACCUUGCGGUGUACAAUCCCAUGGACGACUCGCUGAUCUCCGACAAAAUCCACGCUGCUGGCGAAGCCGAUGUUGAUGCUGCUGUUGCUGCCGCAAAGGCAGCUUUCAAAGGCCAAUAG